AUGGUAUCGAAAUUAGUCAUGUUUAUGGACUCAAAAGGAUUUGAGCACCGCAUUAAUGUCCUUUACUUUGUCUAUGACUUCACCUCCACUAUCAAGCCAUCUGUCGAUGCUGCUCCGACAAUUGAGAAAGACAAAGCCAAUUCUCUUAUGUUCCUCAAGGGGCACAUCGAUCCUAACCUGCGUUGGGGUUAUCAUCACUUGAAGACACCAAAAGAGCUAUGGGAUGCUCUCGAUAGCCGUUUUGGGAACAUUUAUGAUUCCUUAAUACCACAAUUGAACGUCUUGUGGAACGAAAUCCGCUUUCUCGAUUAUAUAAAAGUGAAUGAUUUCCAAAAAGACAUGCUGCAAAUUCAGGCACGUAUGGACUUUUGUGGAAAGAAACUUACUGAUGAGAAAAUGAUUCAGAAAACCCUAUCGUCCUUUCCUACCUCGUCCAUGAUACUAGCGAAUCAAUAUCGUUUGGAGGUUGACAACAAAAGAAUCACCACAUUCAGUAGGUUGAUAAACUUACUGCAAGUGGCCGAAAGGCACAAUGAGAUUCUUGUCAACAACAAUGCCAGAGCUGUCGGGAAAAAGAAAGUUCCCGAAGCUAACCAUGGAAAGGUCAACAAAGGGAAGGGCCCCAAAGGAAAGAGGUCUCGACAUUCUGAUUCACAUUGCCAUGAUCCAUACCCACGUAGAGAUAACACCACUCGUGGAAUAGGACGUAAGGGACAUAAUCGAGGUCGAGGGAGAAAUGGUCAUUCUCAUAUUUGGCAUAGAGAAGGAACUUCUGGCCAUAGUGGUAGUGAUCCUAAGUUCGAGAAAACCCCUAUGAAUCCCGCCACUAAAAAGGCUGCAGAUGGAAGUGCGCCUUGUUUUAAGUAUGGAUUCACCGGACAUUGGUACAAGCAUUGCAAGGCUAGCACCAACGUAGAUGCGAGCUACGAAAAGUACCGGGAAGCUAUCGGAUAA
This is a messenger RNA of Papaver somniferum (opium poppy), 954 nucleotides long. RefSeq lists its product as uncharacterized. NCBI's taxonomy places the organism in Eukaryota, Viridiplantae, Streptophyta, Magnoliopsida, Ranunculales, Papaveraceae. Bases 1 to 954 code for a protein of 317 amino acids. The record is from RefSeq and is a predicted model, not a curated record. The transcript has 2 exons.